GUUUACAAAUAUGGAUGGCGAGCCUCGCGGAAUUUCGCUGCAGUGCAAACAGUGCAGUUGUUUAUCGACUUUACAAAGCAUUUCAAACUAAAUUUCUUUACUCCUAGAUCACGUUGUAAAUGUUGGUGCAAGGCGCAACAUGAACUAUAACCGGCAACGAGAACGCUUACGGCAAGCGAUCGGGAGACAACUCGAGGUAGAAAUCGAGCGUUCCAUUGGCGAGUGCGAGCGCAGAGAUGUGGACGACAUAGCAGCCAAGAUAUGUCGCUCCGCGAAAUGGAGAAAGUUUCAAAAGUCCUACCUGCUCAACCUGGAUCCGAAUGGCAACCAAGACCCCUCGCCUGCUUUUCUGUACCGUGGCCGCGACGUCAGCGCACGUCCCAGGAAAGGAAGUACCUCUUCGUUCGCGAGCAUCGUCACCGAGAGCUCCUUCGGCAGGGACGAUAUCAACCUGACGCCGGAAAGGAUUCACGAAGUGUGCAGUCUCAUCCGCUCGUCCACGCCGUCGUCCAAACUCCACGCCAUCGACAUCCUCAACAGCCUGUCCUGCUUCGAGGAUGUGGUCACUAGCGAGGAAUGGCCUGUGCUCGAAGAGCGGAUACGAUCCCUGUUCUCGCACCCUUCGGAGGUCGUCAAACGAGAGACACUACGACUGUUCUGGACUAUGCUUUCGUCCGGAGGAAUCGUCUUCGAGAAGUCCUACACCAGCCUCCUCCUGGCGGCAAGGGAUCAGGUUUGCAGCAAGAUCAAUAGGUCGUCUCUACGCAGAUCACCAAGCUCGGCCACCGUAAAUAUCGUGGACAUACUGAACACAUACCACAGGAACCUUCCCCGCCACUGGUUGAGGUUCCACAGGAAGGCGCUCAAACACGUCGUCGAAGAAACGCUGGCGUUUAUGGACGACGGCAUCUACGAUAACUUUUCGUGCAUCUGGAAGGCCCUGUCAGCGUCCGAUUGUCACGCUGUCUGGCUCGGGAACUGGACGUUCGGUGCCGAGAGCCGAGCCGUCGUAUUCGGAAGUAUGGCGGGCCACACCAACAUCCUCCUGUACAGUGUCCAACUGGUGACAAACUUCAGAAAGUUCCCGGACCUCUGCAAACGGUACGCAAGCAGCCACGUCUAUGCAGCCUGUAUCCUGCUGAGGACGGUACGGUACGAGAUGGGGCGUGCGCUCGUGGCUUCUUUGGGUUCGAGUGCAAUGUCCGACAAAGCGUGGUUCGAUGUCCUGACGCAGGUGAUUCUUUUUUCGAAAGUCCUCUGGGCUUCCAAGUAUGAGAAAUUUAUGGAGUUUCUUCCAGUGCUGGCUGAAAUCGUGGGAGUAGUCUGCAGUGCCGAAGAAAAUCCCAUGUGCCCACAGCGUGCCGACAGCCUCAUCGGCAGCUUUGUAGAAACGAGCAGAAAUCUGUCAGAUGAGCGUUGUCCCACACACAUUUUAUCCAAAUGCCUUAAAUCCAUGUGUUCAACACCCGUCGGCCUAUCCUUGAUCAUGAAGAGUUCGUACAGGGCUUGCAGGGUCUGUCAAGUAGUGCUUUCCAUUACAAAACGCGCUAUUGAGCGAACCAAAGAUGACAAACUGUGUAAGACAUGCGUGUCCAGCCUUCUUGAAGUGUGUGCGCAUAUUGCUGAAAACCCAGAUUACCUUCUUUUAGAGGGUUGUGCAGCUACUGUAAGAAUAUUGUCAUCCAUUUCGCAGCUUGCAGCAUCUCAAGAAGAGACCUUGGAAAGGAGCUUGGCAAAAUUUGUGGCAUCCUUAUUCUCGACUAGUCUUGGAACAGCACUCUUGUGUGUUGGUACUCUUUCCCACUCGUGUGAAAGAACACUCAUUAAGCUAGCUGAUAUUUACAAUAAGGUAAAAUACUGCUCCGUGUACAUGUCACCACUAUAUUCCCAAGAAAAUAUAGUGCUCGAGUUGCACGACUACUUCUGGACCUCCGAAUCUGAGCCCGUUCUUAGAUUCGAGCUUGAAAGUGCGCAAGAGAAGCUCUUGUGUCUGAUGUCAUCAUUUCGACAGUGUAGGGCUCUACUUGCACGGAAGGCUGACAGUCUAGAUAGGGUCUUGUGGAAUGAAAUUGUGUUUCUACCCAUGAACUAUGUUCCAACUGAAGACAACUUAGUACUAAGCCUCAGCGUAUUGAAGGGACUGCUCUGUUGCUUAAAAACGUACACGUUUCUCAAUGCAAGGUACUUUGUAGAGAAAAGACUACAGGAGCUCCUAGUUGAGUUUCUGAAUGAUGAUGGAAAACUAAUGCUGAAUGAAGUGUCUGUUGUUGUGAUGGAGAUCCAGAAACGCAUUGCUCUUUAUGGACAACUACUCACUCAGAGGGGUCAUACAAAGCUUAAAAAUGCUGUACAUGUUUCUAGUAAGCUGUUUACAAUCACCCUUAAACAUGCCCACCAAAGAAAGAAGGAAUUGGAUACUUUUUUAGUAACAAGUCCAAUGCACUCGGCAGCAUUUGUAGAUUUCAUAGACUUUGAAGAUGGUCAGACCUGUCCAAUGACCCUGCUGGCAAAGCCGAUGACAGAUGAACAGAACUGUGGUAUUCAGUUGACCAUUGCCUGUGGCUUGCGUCUUGGCCUGCUAUCUUUGGAAGAGCGUGCGCACGCUCAAAAACUUGAGAAUCUUGUGAGGAACAGUCGCAACUUCUAUGGUGCUUCUUGCUCAAAAGACAGCUAUGACUUUUUAUUGGCAACAAUAUUUUUGCUUUUGCAAGGAAAUGAAUGCAAGUCAUUCCAACUGCACAAAUUUCUCUGUGACCGCGACUGUUACUUUCUGUAUUUCCACGAUAUGUAUGGCAUUUGUGAUACUCUGGUGUGUGCUGCUUUCUGCCAACUGUUUGAAGUGGUUUUGCGAGAACACCUGCCAAGAUUGUACCAUGCCUUUCAGAUGUCUCAAUGUGCACCUAGCAGCAUUUUCAAGCAUUGGGUGGGGCAGUUCUUCUGGAACUACCUAGACUUUGACCAGAUAUCGGCAGUACUUCUCAUGGUUGUGGUUCAUGGGGGUGAACACCUACUGUAUGUAUGUGUUUGCAUCUUGAGACAUGUGGAGGAGAGUCUUUUGAAGGGCUUCAAUGAGGGCUGUUUUGUUCUCACACUUAGGGAGAUACAAGCUGAAGGCUUCAGGUUGUCAUCAUGGGUGGACUUUAUUCAUGCAUUGUCUCUGCAGUACCAUGAUCUGGUACAAAAGACUCUGUCCAUGUACAAACAUUAGUGAGAUACGAGACUUGAGCUUUCAAAGAAAGAUCCCAAGCAGCACAGAGUUGGCCAGUCAUCGGCCAAUGGCUGGCAAUGGUCCUUAG
Molecule: messenger RNA, 3296 nt
Organism: Ixodes scapularis (black-legged tick)
Lineage: Eukaryota; Metazoa; Arthropoda; Arachnida; Ixodida; Ixodidae
Exons: 1
Coding region: 140-3208 (1022 amino acids)
Source: RefSeq, a predicted model, not a curated record